Molecule: messenger RNA, 7863 nt
Organism: Scylla paramamosain (green mud crab)
Lineage: Eukaryota; Metazoa; Arthropoda; Malacostraca; Decapoda; Portunidae
Product: mucin-2-like
Exons: 15
Coding region: 415-6180 (1921 amino acids)
Biological process (GO): peptidyl-tyrosine dephosphorylation; signal transduction
Cellular component (GO): plasma membrane; cytosol; cell junction
Molecular function (GO): protein kinase binding; protein tyrosine phosphatase activity
Source: RefSeq, a predicted model, not a curated record
CCAGCCAGUGCAGGUAAAGACGUGAGAGGGGAUGGGUUUCACCAUGUGCAUUUAUUUACUACCUCCACUCGUCUAGCCAAAGCCUUCGCCAGGAGUGUUUCAGAGGCUGCAUUACCGAGGCUUAUGUUACCACCACGUCACGCAGGAUCGCCGCACGUCUUAGCAAUGCUCUCGCCGCCCUGUGCAUCUCUAGUUCACCUCCAGUGCUGAGAUUUUUCAACCUUGCAUGUGUGUGUGUGUGUGCGAGUGAGUGUGUCGAGGCUCAAGGUGGUCAGCGGAUCCAGUCAGUCGGUUGUCGGGACUUCAAUAUUCUAAGGGUGACGAUAAGCAACUACCGCCUCAGCUCCUGCCGCCUUUCAGCCUCCCGUGCACCGAUGCUCACCUGAACCGCGACCUCUGACCUACAGACUCAUAAUGGCGGCGCCCUCCACCAGAUGGCUGUGCCUGCUGCGGCCUCUCUUCUUCCUCCUCCUCCUUCAGGGCUCCAGAGUCGCGGGUCAGCUGACCAUUGGCAGUGCUGACUCCUUCCUUCCGGAGCACCUGGACGCCAAAGCCGUCUCCACCACUGGUAAAACUAUAGACAUUACUCCGCUUUCUGACGCCUCAGUCACUAAUGCUGCUGCUGACGCUGCUGCUGACGCUGCUGCCGCAGAAACUGCCUCUGAUGCCAACUCACCAGUGGCGAGCGAAGCUGGUGAUUACUUAUUCACAGCCACAGACUCACCCAGCGAAGAUACUACUCUUCCUGACUUUGACGACUAUACUGUAGACGAGACAGAGACGACAACUAAGUCCGGCAGUCCUGAGAAUGACGUCAUCGAGCCAGGAAAAGCAGAUCUUCCUGACUAUUUGGCUGACGGUGAACAAGGGGAUGGAAUGACGACAGCCUCCUUGGGCCUCACGCGGCGCAUCGUGUUCACAGGUCCCGACACCACGGCCACCACUCCGCUGGCACCGCUCGAGUCCACGCGUCCGUCUUCAGUGCUGCGUGAACUCAAUGACCCGACUACAGAUUUGUGGCUCCCAAACUGGCCUUCACACCUCUUGGAGGGCACCAAAGAGUUUCGAAGACCGUCAGUAAGGUUUCCAACAGGUCCUCCACCAACAGCUACCCUUGACACCACUCUGGCCUCCCCCGUCACGACCUCGCCGUCCUACACAGUCACCAAAGUUCCUGUCACUCAGUAUUACUUUGACCUGGCAUCUGUUAACCCAACAGCCAUCCCAGGUCCGCUGUUUGACCGCGAGUCUGUCACCGCCUCCUCGUCAAUGGUGCCAUCUGUACUUCCCGAUGUGACGCAGCCUCUAGAACCAGAGGAUCUCCCGUCGAGCAUAUCGGAGUUACAAUCCAGUGUUCUGGUGGAUGCAGCGGAGCCACCAGUGACAUCCACUCCGGCGUUACCUCCCUCUACCACAUCGCUAGUGAUAACUACUGAAGCACUUCAAUCCAUCAAUCCAUCUGCUACCACGGAAACAGUACCUCCAACUUCCACCGCCUUGAAUGAGGUGGUGGAAGGACACCUCGAUAACACACUAACUGAAGAAACACAAGCCGGUGACACGACUGUCAAGGAAAUUCCUGAGACUUCUGUAGUGAUGCCCUCAGGAUCUGGCUCCACCCAGAGCGGUCUUGAUAUCGAUAAUUCAGAAAGCACAACAACCGCGGAAGAUCCAGACAGCCUCUUCUCACCAGCUGUCACGAGUGAGGCACCUCAGCCAACAAACAUCUCACAACCUGUUACGCAGUCGCCUACUUUGCCAGCGCCAUCAACUAACAGUGAGCCUCUUACUACCACAAGCUCAACCACCCCUGGUAGUGUAAAGCCGUCGUCUGUCCGUACUUCACCAGCAGCAAAAACCUCUAGAAUUCCUUUGUGGCAGCGUCUGUCGCAGUCCUCGCCUUCUAGACCAAACACCCAACCUUCCAGCACCCCGCUCACUCCCUCCAUUGCUGCCACUCUUGCUGCAGAUGCAGUGACGCCUUUAUCCUCUGCUCCCCCUCCUCUACAGAACACAUCAGUAGAGCCUCCUUUGGCAUUAGAUGAGUCCUCCUCUACCGCCCUCGCACCUUCUCCACCCCAAAAUGAUUCCACUCAUGAGCCUGUGAUCCCAGACGAGUCCGACCCUUCCACUCCCUUAGAUAUUGAUGAUCCAGAUGAGGUUUUAACUAGGGCAAUGAAGAGUGAGAUUGGAAAUGUUGCUCAUAAUAGCACAGAGCCUCCCACCACGGCCCCAGAACCCACAGUCUCUCCCCUUGUUGACACUUCUGAGCUGAACACUGAUACAGAGACUCCCCAGAAUACCACGACUCAAGAUUCUAAUGUAGAUACACUUACCCCUGCUAGUCUUGACCAACACACUUCAGUAGAUAAUACCAGCAAUGUAGAAGUUGUAGAUAAUGCACUAGAUGGCACUCACCCUAACACCUUACCAGGCUCUAACACAUCAGAAAACAAAACACAACAUGGAAAUGGAAUAUUUGAUGAUCCAAAGGUAAGCGAUGAUGAGCCCUUACUAGUCCCAGCUCAAGAUGAGAAGGAUCCAGUAGUUGAUCCUUCUGAGGUUCCUGUUACACUUGCCCCGACUGUAAGUGUCACCUGGACUCCUAUAAUAGAGGAGACAGAAAGUGUCCCCCUCCCUACCUCCACCUCCUCAGUGCCCAUUGUCACCACCGUUGUGUCCCAAACACCCCCAGAGGUGCUUACUGGCUUCACCCCAAUCAUAAAUGCGACCCACAUUAUCCCUGCGUCCCACAGUGAACUAGUGCCAGAAAUUAGUGCCACUAUUGCUUCGCCAGCCUCUACAGUUGAGUUUGUCGACAGCAGCACCACCACCAGUGCACCAGCCCAAGACCUUAGCACCCCGUCUGCACCUUCUAGCACCCUUACUGCUUCAUUAGCUCCCACUGCUGUACCCAAAACUGACAGUGAGUCACUUGAUGAUGAUUCUUCUGUUACUGAAUCUGUUUAUCAAAGUGUGAUGAAAAUAGAUAGAAUUUUACCUUCUUCUGACCUCCUUCCCUCAACUCUGUUCACCUCAGAAAGAGAGGAUACUUUUGUAGCAUUUCAGACACCAACAUUUGCAGGACCCUUACAGACUUUUUCCUCAUUAGAAUUUUUAGUCCCUGAGGUAGAGUCCACAGUAGUAGAAAGCCUUCUGGAGUCCAGCAUCCUGGCCACAGAAAGUUUUCCUUCUUCCCCAACACUUCCUGUCCCAGAUAUUCUCCCCAGCCCCUCUGAGACCAUAGUACCUGCCCACACCUCACACAUCACACACACCAACUUGUCCUCUAUCCCUCCUGUUUCUCUCAUUGUCCCUCAGUCCACAGCUUCCCCAACAUUUUCCGAGAUAUCCAUGACCUCCUCUCCCUCUAGAACUCAUGAAGUUUCAAAAUCCUUAGCUUUUGUUUUCUAUCAAUCUCUUCCAGAGUCCACAGUUUCUCCUGUCUCUCCAGAUAUACCACUGUCUUCACCUGCCCCUGUCCUCCUUGAUGCCCCAGUGUCUUCAAAUAUUCUUGAUGUUCCACUGUCCUCAGGUACCCCCAUCCCUCCUGAGGUCCUCGUAUCUUCCCCUGUGCCUGUCCCACUCGACGUUCCAGUAUCAUCAGCUGUCCCUGCCCCUCCUGACGCUCCAGUAUCUUCAGCUGUCCCUGCCCCUUCUGAUGUCCCAGUAUCAUCAGCUGCCCCUGUCCUUCCUGAUGUCCUAGUAUCUCCAGCUGUCCCUGCUCCUGAUGCUCCAGUAUCUUCAGCUGUCCCUGCUCCUUCUGAUGUUCCAGUAUCAUCAACUGUCCCUGCCCUUCCUGAUGUCCUUGUAUCAUCAGCUGUCCCUGCCCCUUCUGAUGUCCCAGUAUCAUCAGCUGUACCAGUCCUUCCUGAUGUCCCAGUAUCAUCAGCUGUCCCUGUCCUUCCUGAUGUCCCAGUAUCAUCAGCUGUCCCUGUCCUUCCUGAUGUCACAGUAUCAUCAGCUGUCCCAUUGCCUCCCGACACAUAUGAGUCUUCAGUUACUCCUGACGUUGUAGUCUCUUCAGCAGUCCCUGUCCCCACUGAGGUUCCUGUCUCAUCUGUCACCUCAAUGUCCACCGCUGUUCCCAUGCUUCCUGAUGCCCCCAUUUCCUCAGCCUCCGUAGCCAUCCUCCCCACCCCGUCCCUCCGUCCUACCUCCGACUCACCCACUUUGGUUGUCCCGACAGCCACAGACGAUCCCAUCCCCACUCUGUUACCACAACCACUGCAUCCUGAAGAAGGCGGGGAAGAGGAAACACAUGAGGAGAUGCCAGGGAAGGAAGAAGCACCAGAAUCUGAGAUGGAGCCUCCACCACUUCCAGUGACCCCCCUCCCCAGCCCUCUCCCGCCUGACACCACCACACCUACUACCACCACCUUAUCCUCAACCACCUCCAGCACCACCACCACCACAACCACUGCCCCAGAGAAAGUUCCUGAGACUGAGGCACCUGCUGUGAAGUCAACAACAGCAGCAGCACCGGACACCACCACAGCAUUCACCUCGCCAGAGCCAGCAAUGAACAAAACGGCAGCCCCUGGUGAGAUGCCAGUGCUCACCACCACGACAGUGCUAGACAAUGGCACAGAAGUGGUGGUGGCGCUGCCGUAUGUCAGGGCACUGGUAGACUAUAAUGCCUGGGAGUUCUGUCAGCGUAAGCAUGAGUUCCGCUCCUUGUUUGCUGAGUGGAUCACGCAGGACCUGAACGGCAGCGUCAGGAAGGUGUCGCCUAAGGACAUCAGGUUCUUUGCCAUGGCAGACUGCUCAUCCUUCCCACCAAGCCAGAAUGACCAGACUGAGCAUGAGGAUGCAGGCAGCCAUGACACCACAAUGCAGGAAAAGAACCACACCCACAUUUACUUCUACGUCACCAGUGCUGGGGAGGUGGACCGGGAGCUGACGGAGAAGUUCCCGCUCUUCCCCACUGACCUGGUUAUCAGUGAGGAUCUCAAGUACCUGGUGCCCCGGGUGAUGCAGCUGGAGGUGGUGCGACCAGAUGAAUCCUCCAGCCAGGACCAGCUGCAGGAGGCCGCUGUGGGCACAUCUGUCAUUGUUAUCAUUGUCAUCUGCAGCAUCGUUGGAGUCACUAUCAUUGUUGCCCUUUUCUUCUUUAUGGUUGUCAAGAGACGUGGUGCCACCAACAAUUACUAUGGCCGUCGCUGCACGCCAGUCAGCAUGGAUGCCUACAGCAUGGACAGUGUCUCUGUCUACCACUCCUUCAGGAGGAAGAGCAAGAGGAGAGCAUCUGGUAGAUCGAUGAAGUCCUACCUCAACCAGGCCUUUGAUGACCCGAAUGGCCCAUCUCGUCCCCUCAACUUUGCCAAGCUGACACACUUCAUCUCAGACAUAGAUGGUGUCUAUGAGGAGUUUGCAACCAUUCCUGUCAACAUGCCUAAGUAUGAUGAGUUGCCACCUGGCGUCGAGGACAAAAAUAGGUAUGCCAAUGUGAUCCCAGUGCCGGAGACCCGAGUGCUCCUUAAGGUGACCAAAGACGGCCGGAACUGUGAAUACAUCAAUGCCAACUUUGUGCGUGGUGCGAGGAAUGAGUCCAAGUAUUACAUUGCCACACAGGCGCCUCUUGAUGACACUGUGGCAGACUUCUGGCGGAUGGUGUGGGAGCAGGAGGCGCGAGUGGUGGUUAUGCUGACAGACUUUGUGGAGAAAGGCAUUGAUAAGUGUGCAGACUAUCUGCCACCCUCAGAGACCCUGGACUGCCACAGGCUGUAUGGGGACUUCCAGGUGACCCUCAAAUCCCGCGACAUGAGAGAGAAGUUUGUGGUGUCCAAUGUACAGCUCAAGAACCUGGAGAACAACCUGAUGCGGGAGGUGGCACACAUGUGGUUCACUGGGUGGCCAGCCUCAGGGGUGCCCAAUGAGGAGGGUGCCUUCAUCUCCUUCAUCCUGGAAGUGAGGAGGACCCGCAAGAAACUGAGGGCAAAGGGACCCAUUGUUGUCCACUGCAGCCCAGGCACUGGCCGCACAGGAACCUUGCUGGCCAGCGACAUUGUCAUGAAGCAAUUUGAGGAGCACCGCACCAUAGAUGUGCCCCGUACCGUGUAUGCCAUCAGGAGGGACAGAGCGGGUGCCGUGCAGACUAAAGAGCAGUACGCCUUCAUCUACAGGGUGAUCAACUUGUAUGCCUCAAAGCUCACCUCUGGAAACCUGGAGUCUCUGUAGUGGCUCAACUGCCACCCUGGCCAGGCAUCGCUUCCUUGCCCAGCAAGUUGCACUUUUACUGCCGGUUUGUUCUGAGAGGCACCCAGACUGUGGUCCAGCGAGUGCCUCGAGUGACCGGAGUGCAAUAAAUGUCAAACUCCAAGCGCUGUGUCGACACAUUAUGCAUUUAAAACUGAAUAUUUUGAUUAUUAUAAAUAAAUGUAUAUAUUCAUAGCAUAUCAUCCUAUUAAUUUUAAUAAUGACACUAAGCUUUAUAAGAAUAUUUAUGCAUGAGACUUUUCAAAAUGACAGUCAUUCAUGUACAAAGAGAUAAAUCCAUUAUGAUCCACGUACGUAUAUAUUCACCAUGUUCACAACACAUCAUCUUACAUUUUCCCUUUUUAAACCUCUUGUCUACUUAAAAUAAGAUUUUAUUUAAGUUUUAAAAUACACCACUAUGUCUGGUGUACAGAUCUGAAGUGUGCUUGUCUGUGUAUGUGUACAUGUGUGUGAGAGAGAGAGUUUUUAACAUUAACACUGCAUCAACAUUCUCAUUUGCCUCUCCCCACCUCACCUCAUCUCAGAUCUGAUUUUUUAACAGUCCUUGAGGUGAUGACUUCACUCAUGUGUCUGCCACAACUUCCCUCUCCCAGCACCACAUGUAGCUUGGCCCUCAUGUGUUAUUGUGACCUGAUGGCACCCCAGCUUGAAGGUUCAAUGUGGUGACUGUGAUGGUGGUGUGUGGUGCUGGAUUAUUGUGAAAGAGAGAGGGAGAAUGAGGGAGAAGAGAUGGUUGCUCGUUGGCAUACUAGAGACUCGCUGGUAGCCUCUGUAAUGGUAUAUAAUGCAUUACCAUCCCUCCUUAAUGUCUGUCCAAUGCAACACAAAGUCAUUUGAUGCCAUUGUGAUCUUUGAAGGUGAAAACACACACACACACACACACACACACACACACACACACACACACACACACACACACACACACACACACACACACACACACACACACACACACACACACACACACACACACAAUGCCAAAUGAAUCCACUCAAGGCAGUAUGAGGUCAAAACAAUGGCAUUCCAGAUAUCUUAACUUUGUGUAGUGCCUGUCAAUUUAUCCUUCCUUCCCUCCUUUCCUUCCUUUUUUCCUUUCUUCAUUCCCUUCCUUUUUUCCCUCACUCCUUCCCUUACUUCUCUUCCUUUCCUCACUCCCUCUUUCCUUUCUUCCCUUACUUUUUCCACUCCCUCUUCUGCAACUCUGGCUGGUGUGUCCCUUGUCCCUUCAUAUACCAGUCCACUCAUUAACUAAUUCCUAAAUACAUGACUCAAAAAAAAUAAAACCUGGCUGAGCAUUUCCCUCCUCUGCUUACAACAUAUAGAGUCUCCUGUGUAUAUUUUGUCGCUCAUUGCCAGUCUUGUGCCUCCCCCUAAAAUGAAGGAACUGUGAUAAUUAGAUGUGGAAUGUAUAUAGAGGAGCAAAUGUAUAUUUUUAAUUUCCUCCUGAGUCGUGGUGAGGGUCUUGGGUCCACUAGGGGGCUGUGAGGUGCUCCUGGCAGCCAUCUGUCCUGCCGUGCCUCAGCCGCAGCGCCCGUGACCCGCUGGCACAGGACGCCAAGGUGUCAUGUUCAUCAAAGCAUUUCAUCAUGUGGUUUUGUAUAGUACGUGAAUGUGUGCCUUGAGAAAUAAAGUACUCACCGCUCA